Messenger RNA from Cucurbitaria berberidis CBS 394.84, 1278 nucleotides. Its product is annotated as DnaJ-domain-containing protein. Gene Ontology annotation, molecular function: ATP binding; Hsp70 protein binding. NCBI's taxonomy places the organism in Eukaryota, Fungi, Ascomycota, Dothideomycetes, Pleosporales, Cucurbitariaceae. Gene Ontology annotation, biological process: protein refolding; response to heat. The coding region runs from base 1 to 1278 and encodes 425 amino acids. Gene Ontology annotation, cellular component: cytosol; nucleus; cytoplasm. The transcript has 2 exons. The record is from RefSeq and is a predicted model, not a curated record.
AUGGUAAAAGACAACAAGUUUUACGACAUCCUUGGAGUGUCGCCCGAUGCGUCAGAAGCGCAACUUAAGACGGCCUACAAGAAGGGUGCGCUGAAAUGGCACCCUGAUAAGAACGCACACAACCCCGAGGCUGCCGACAAGUUCAAAGACCUAUCACACGCAUACGAAGUUCUCUCCGACUCACAAAAGCGACAACUCUACGACCAGUAUGGCGAGGAAGGCCUCGAGCAGGGCGGCAUGGGCGGAGGCGGCAUGGCUGCCGAAGACCUGUUUGCGCAGUUCUUCGGCGGCGGUGGUGGCCCAUUUGGAGGCAUGUUCGGCGGCGGCAUGGGAGGAGGUCGGGAGCAAGGCCCCAAGAAGGCGCGCACCAUCUCCCACGUUCACAAGGUCUCGCUCGAGGACAUCUACCGCGGCAAAGUCUCAAAGCUGGCUCUGCAGAAGUCAGUCAUCUGCCCCAAGUGCCACGGCGUAGGCGGCAAGGAGGGUGCUGUCAAGAAGUGUGCUGGUUGUGACGGACGCGGCAUGAAGCAUAUGAUGCGACAGAUGGGUCCUAUGAUCCAGCGCUUCCAGACCGUCUGCCCCGACUGCCAGGGUGAGGGUGAGAUUAUUCGCGACAAGGACCGAUGCAAGCAGUGCAACGGCAAGAAGACCAUUAUCGAGCGCAAGGUCCUGCACGUCCACGUCGACCGUGGUGUCAAGACUGGUCACAAGAUUGAGUUCCGCGGCGAGGGUGACCAGCUACCUGGCGUCGAGCCGGGCGACGUUGUCUUCGAAAUCGAGCAGAAGCCUCACACCCGCUUCCAGCGCAAGGAUGACGAUCUCUUUUACCACGCCGAGAUUGACCUGCUGACUGCCCUUGCCGGCGGCCAAAUCCACAUCGAGCACCUCGACGAGCGGUGGUUAACCGUCGACAUCAUCCCCGGCGAGUGCAUCAGCCCUGGCGAGGUCAAGGUUAUCCGCGAGCAAGGUAUGCCCUCACACCGACACCACGACUUCGGCAACCUGUACAUCCAGUUCGACGUCAAGUUCCCUGAGAAGCUAGGCAACGCCGAGGGUGGCCCAUUGUCGCCCGAGCAGAUCCGUGCUCUCGAGUCCGUUCUACCACCCCGCAAGGUCCCCGAGUCCCUGCCACCGCCAGAUGCCAUGACCGAGGAUUUCACCCUCGAAAGUGUUGACCCUUCACGGGAGUCAGCCCGCGCACGCGGAAUGACUGGCAUGGAGGAUGAUGAUGACGACAUGCACGGUGGUGCCGAGCGCGUACAGUGCGCGUCCCAGUAA